This is a messenger RNA of Schistosoma bovis, 648 nucleotides long. NCBI's taxonomy places the organism in Eukaryota, Metazoa, Platyhelminthes, Trematoda, Strigeidida, Schistosomatidae. The record is from the annotation of a GenBank genome assembly.
GUAAAAAAGAAGAAAAGAAAAAAAGUAAAUAAUAAAUCUAAUUGAAAUUUGAGUAAUUUUAACAAAAGAGGGGGGAGGGGGAGAGGGGAGAGAGGGGUGGAUAAAAAAAAGAAAGAAAAGAAGAAUAAAGAAAGAAAUGUUUGUUUAAUCAACAAUGAUUUCUAUUUACUUAUGAUAAAUAUGUAUAAAUAUUACUGAAUAUUUUCUAUUUUAAUAUUUAACUAUUUUAACAAGAGAAACAACAAAAACAAAGAGAGAGAGAGAAGAAAUUAAAGAAGAAAAAAAACUUUAUUAGAAAAUCAAGAUGUUACCAGUUUCUAUUGUUGGAACAACUUUAUUACUUAUAAUCAGUUCACAAUUCAUUACAGGUUUCGUUGUACAUGAUAGCGGAAAUACAAAUCAAAAACCUGAAGAAUCACAAUUUUUCCUUGCCCCAAUUGCGGCGGCUAUUGGAACUCAUUUUUUGACAUUUUUAAAUGGAUGCUUCUUGGAUAUUGGGAAUCUGAAGAAAUUGAUUUUCCCUGGAUAAAAAGCAGGAAUAUGUCGAUACAAACAAAAGAAACUUCUGUUCAAGUCAUUUUAAAUUAAAGUGAAGCAUCUCUUCUUAUAAAUAAUAAAUGUGUAAAUUAUACAAAUCUCUUAUUUAUG